AUGAGGCAAAGGACUAAAACCCCCAUCACCAUAGAUGGGCACAGCUUUUGAAGGCCCUGUUUCUACCUCAGCUGGCCUAACAGGUCAGUCCUUGCUCACUGCUUUGAUUGCCAGAAAGCAAUCCAGCAGAGAGACUUUCACACAAAUGUCUCUCUUAAGCAAAUGGCUCUCACUGUCAGACAAGCCAGUCUGUGGCAUUUCCUGUGCUCUAAGGGCAAUAGGUGUAGGAUACACAUGGAGGCAAAGAAGAUCUUCUGUGAGGACCAGAGGAGCCUGCUCUGUGUGCACUGCUCUACCUCCCAGGAGCAUCAGGCUCACAGACACUGUUCAGUAGAAGAGGCUGCUGAGCAACACAGGGAGAAACUCCUCAAGACCAUGUGCUCUUUAUGGGAGAAAUGCUGUGAAAAUGACAGAAACCUGAAUGUGGAAACUAUCACAAUCUGUUCUUGGGAGAUUUAUCUGCUCCUGGAUUUUGGAGACAUAUUACACAGGAGUAAGGCAGUGUGUGUGCACAUGCCCCAGCCUGUGAAAGCAGAGCUCACUGCAGUGACCGUCCUUGGGUUGAUAGCAAGGUUCAACUUGUACACCACCCAAGAUGGUGCGGUCUCCGUGGCUGAGCUGGCUGCUCCGGGAGAGAUUUCAGCAGCAUUGGAGGCUGCCCGGUUAGGGGAGCCCGAUCCGGCAGUCUCCAACAGUCCCCUGGAGUAUAGCUAUCGCUCACCCACAAAUUUACUCUCUCGGGACUGGACCACCUACUGUUCAGAUGUUGUGGCAGAUGUAACUAGAACAUCUGAAGGGAAUUGA
Molecule: messenger RNA, 804 nt
Organism: Myotis myotis
Lineage: Eukaryota; Metazoa; Chordata; Mammalia; Chiroptera; Vespertilionidae
Product: tripartite motif-containing protein 48-like
Molecular function (GO): zinc ion binding
Source: RefSeq, a predicted model, not a curated record